Salvia splendens (bonfire salvia) is the source of this 547-nucleotide messenger RNA. RefSeq lists its product as uncharacterized. The record is from RefSeq and is a predicted model, not a curated record. The coding region runs from base 26 to 346 and encodes 106 amino acids. The transcript has 3 exons. Lineage: Eukaryota; Viridiplantae; Streptophyta; Magnoliopsida; Lamiales; Lamiaceae.
UAGAGCUGCGUCUCAAUUGAAAUCAAUGGUGAAAUGCGACUUAGGUGGAAGAUCGACUUUCACGACUUCUACUAUUGCACCGGAUUUGAAGGCCAGAUUGAGAAAGGGUGAUUUUGCGCCGGUGAGCAUUGUGCUUGGGAUGGUCGUUGUAGCGACGUCGUUAGGCAUGUAUACAGCCUUGCAUCAGCUCCAUUCGGCCCCAAACGUGCACCUCAAGAAAUCGAGAAGGGAAACUAUACCGGAGGUGGCAGAGCCGGAGAAAGUGAUGGCCGAGGCUGACAAGUUUGUUAGGAAAUCUUUCUUUAGGAAGGUAGCUCAUUUGAAGGACCCAACCGGUUUUGCCUAAGCCCAUUGCAGGUCAAGGUAUAUAUAUAAUUAAAUCUAUAUAUAUCAUAGUAUUGAGUAAUUUUAGUGUAGGAGUAGGCCUUUCAUGUUGAUAGCCCAAACCAUAGUAAUUUUUCCUAAACCAUAGUCGUAGCCUAAGAUGUCAUGCUUUUUUUUUUGUUGUAAAUUUAUGUAAUAAUGUAAACAUAAUAUGUUUAUUGUA